Messenger RNA from Plasmopara halstedii, 1425 nucleotides. RefSeq lists its product as uncharacterized. Bases 1 to 1425 code for a protein of 474 amino acids. Lineage: Eukaryota; Oomycota; Peronosporomycetes; Peronosporales; Peronosporaceae. The record is from RefSeq and is a predicted model, not a curated record. The transcript has 9 exons.
AUGGGAUGGAAAGCCGUAGAGUCAGAAGAGUACGGGAGCUCGUCGCCCGCUGUGCAGGCGCAUUUCCAUGCUGUACGUGCCGAAAAAGCCUUGCGUCACGAUGAUUACAUUCAAGCAGAGAAGGAGGGUCAUUUGGCAAGCGAAAAGUUUUUGCAGGCGGCACAAUGUGUAUCAGACAAGCGUACAAUUGAUGCACUGAUGCUGUUGGCCGAAAACUACGAGUACAGGGCCAAAGUGGCGCGAGCUAGAAAUCCUUGCCCGGUGAAAACGGAAGAUACGGUCAAAGAACAUCAAACGGAGGAUGAAAAAGAACGAACAUUGGAACAACAGCAAGAAUUAGAUGUGGAGAUUUCCGACCCGCUAGAUGCACAGAGGACCGAGACACAGCUAAACGUUGCGGCUGCGGAGAUAGAGGAGCUUUGGAGGCGAUUGAAUGAGAUUGGACUGACGAGUCCCGAUUCGACAGACAAGAACGUGCUGAUGUCGUCGCGGCAUUUAUCGUCGUCGUUGGGUGAUUCAUUUUGUCUGCUGCCGGCAAAGGGGAGAAAAACGAUUGGAGUGGUGGCGACUGCCGUGGAUGGGGGUUCGACGCUCAGGGCAGCGGUGGCGUCUAGGAUGAGGAAUCAACGACAACGGCUUAUAGAGCAGCAGCUUGGCAGUAAAGCACCUGUCGAUGCGCGAAGUCUCAGUAAUACUCUAAAAGAUGGAAACAAUUAUACAUCCCAGCGGGGUCAAGACGGCCAGACAUCGUUAGGAAGCGGUGAAAGGCUAGGCGAAGCUCAAAGAGACUAUGAAAGCUUACUGGAGACUGUGUCGAACCAAAAAUUGGAGAUCGUUCGGCUUUUAAACUCGGUAAAGGCUCUAAGUAGCGAGAAUACUAAGCUCGUGAAAGAGUGUGAGGCGAUGACAAAUGUACAAGCUGAGAAUCUCAAGAUUCGUGAACUUAUGGAAAUUUUCAAAAAAGAUUACAAUCAGAAGCUCGUAAUGAUCAAAAGGGCUCUUGAAGAGUGGCGGCGACAGCAAAAUGUUGUCGCUCAAGCACAGCAGACCAACAACACGGCAAUUGGUGGUAAUUUGGAAAGCAGAAUAAAGAUGCAAGAGGAAACGAUUGCCAGACUGACGGAAGAAGCGAAAAUUAAGGAUGAUCGCAUUGCUAAAUAUGAUAAGUGGUACAAAACAUUAAAAGCUGGCGCGAAGGCGAAGCAGCUCAAUCGAAGUCGUGAUAGUGGAAACGAUACCAGCAGUUUCAGCAGCUCAAGCGCUUUUGUGCAGUAUGGUGAUGGCACUCUCGUCGGUUCCAGUAGCUCUUUUACGAACAGCAGCAGCUUUCACAACGACUGUUCAGAAGACUCGGCCGACAGCACAUCAAGCACGUCACGUCAAUACAGUCGCCCUCCUGCGCACCCCAAUCGACGAGCUUUGUGA